GGUAUACCGUGGAUAUUGCGUAGCUCCCGAGGUAUCUUGCUGAGUAAGGGAUUAUCUUCGUUAUGAUUGAUCCGGGUUCCUAUAGCUACAAAGAGGGAGACUUUCCUGUUUUUGUCCCUUCGGAUUACGCACUCAUGGGUGGUAUGUGCUGUGUUUUCGACAGGGUUAACAUUCAAGAUGGACUUUCCUAGGAUCAAGGCACUUAGAACCUUCAUCAUUGAUGAAAAGGGAAGCGGUGGAGACUAUCAUAAUGUAGAGUCGGGCCAUUGGUUAGUAGAUAGCGAUAUUGCGACACCCAUGUCCAGAUGGGAGAAAUAUCGAGGUUCUAGAACUAGUUGGGGCGUCAACGCGCUUGGUUCCUUGUUCGUCGAGAUCGAAGCGACAGAUGGGACCAAAGGCUUUGCUACCGGGUUUGGCGGGGUUCCAGCCUGCUGGCUCGCAAGUAACCACUUUAAGAGGUUUCUUAUUGGAGCCGACCCGAGGGACACGAAUAACCUGUUCGAACUCAUGUACCGAGCCUCCAUAUACUACGGACGAAAAGGUCUCGCGCUCGCCGUUAUUUCAGCUAUCGACUUGGCUAUAUGGGAUCUUCUUGGAAAAAUUCGAAACGAACCAGUGUAUAAAUUGAUCGGCGGUGCCACCAAGGAGCGCCUCGAAUUUUAUUGUACGGGACCACAACCCGCUAGCAUCAAGGAGUUGGGGUUCACUGGUGGGAAAAUCGCGUUACCAUUUGGUCCGAACGAGGGCCAAAAAGGUUUAGAGAAGAACAUCGCCUUUAUCGCAAAGCAUCGAGAGCAGGUCGGUCCUGAGUUCCCGCUGAGGGUAGACUGCUACAUGGCACUCGACGUCUCUUAUACCGUUGACCUCGUCUCGGCUGCGAACCGGAGAAAUUUGAAUGUGGACUGGUGGGAAGAAUGCUUAUCUCCUGACGACUUCGACGGCUAUGACUUGUUGAAGAGAGCGCACCCGUCUGUGAAGUUUACCCAUGGCGAACAUGAGUACUCGAGAUAUGGCAUGCGGAAAUUGGUUGAAGGGCGUAAUGUCGAUAUUUUGCAGCCGGAUGUUACUUGGGUUGGUGGACUAACGGAGCUCCUUAAGAUCUCAGCGAUGGCUGCCGCCUACGAUAUUCCUGUUGUACCACAUGCGAGUGGCCCAUACAGCUACCAUUUUACUUUCUCGCAGAUAAAUUGCCCCUUCCAAGAAUGUGUCGCGGCAAGUCCUGAUGGGAAAUCCAUUCUACCUGUGUUUGGCAACUUGUUUCUCAAUGAACCAAUACCAGAGAAUGGCUUUCUUCACAUCAGCAGUAUCAGCAAGCCUGGGUUCGGGUUGGAGUUGAAUCCCAAGGCAAACUUGGUUUCGUCUGAGCGUCUCUUCUACCCGUCACCGUCGAAAACCCUUGAGGCGCCUACAAAUGGAGAUGGCCUAAAAGGAGAGAACCAUUACGUAGGAUCAUAACAGUUGUAAAUAGUUGAAACUCGGU
This is a messenger RNA of Hypoxylon trugodes, 1480 nucleotides long. RefSeq names its product enolase C-terminal domain-like protein. The record is from RefSeq and is a predicted model, not a curated record. Lineage: Eukaryota; Fungi; Ascomycota; Sordariomycetes; Xylariales; Hypoxylaceae. Gene Ontology annotation, biological process: carbohydrate catabolic process. The transcript has 3 exons. Gene Ontology annotation, molecular function: L-rhamnonate dehydratase activity; magnesium ion binding. The coding region runs from base 178 to 1455 and encodes 425 amino acids.